Messenger RNA from Ruditapes philippinarum (Manila clam), 1552 nucleotides. RefSeq lists its product as uncharacterized. The record is from RefSeq and is a predicted model, not a curated record. The coding region runs from base 341 to 1375 and encodes 344 amino acids. The transcript is spliced from 5 exons. NCBI's taxonomy places the organism in Eukaryota, Metazoa, Mollusca, Bivalvia, Venerida, Veneridae.
CAUCAGCGUAUAGCUCAAUAUGUUCUCAAUGUUUGAUAAAUAAAAAACGAUAAAAUUUUAACCAUUCUAUUUUGGAUUUACUAUUCUUAAUCUUAUCAGAACCAGAGCAUUGAUCUCUAUUUAUUUGGAUUAAUAAUUAUCUAUUACCCACAGUGACAGUGACAAUUAUCAUUCGGCUACUAUCAAUACCCUUGUAGAUAAUCAUUUUGCUUAUGUAUGCUCUAAAUUGAUGCAUGGACAGCUGAUAAAAUCACGUGUGUAUCUUUUAAAACCCAAAUGGAUCAAUAACAGUAGAACAUUAGUUUUACUUCAACUUUUAGGUAUACUGAAAUUGUAAAAGAUGCCAGGAUAUGUCCAUCAGCAUAAAGCUUCGCGUGCAGAAGUUUCAAUAAAAUGGAUAUCAACGAUUUUUAUAGCACUUCUGUUCCUGGUAUGUUUGAUACACAGCAAAAUAUCAAUGCUAGCUUUGUCUAGUGCUAUGCAUGCAAGUAAUGAUAAUCUCGACCGUCAUGCAAGAUGCAGAAUGUUCGUUAUAUUACAAAUAAUAUCACUCGUGCCACAUGCCAUAAAUUUGAUUCGGGGAGUGUGGGGAGGUGUCCUAAGAAGAGAUAGGAAAUGGCCAAAGGGAAAAGUAAUGUUAUUUGCGACGAUGGUAAGCAUUAUGGAAGCAGGUGGUCUUUGUUCAUUUAUCUUUUAUAUACCAGGACUCAGUAAAACGUAUCAUGUUAUUCUGUUGAUGAACUGUGUGAUAGUUUGUCCACUUCUUAACACCUUUUGGAACAUCAGAAGACUAAACUUCAGUACUCGAAAUUUACAGCAAUAUUGUUGUUGUAAAUUUACAAGUGCCUAUGCUCUCGUGUGCGUGGUUGUUGGAAUAGUUUGUACAAUUUUAAUGUUGCUACACACAUCAACAAGAACACUUAUAACAGCAUCUAUAAGUGUCAUACUAUUGUCUGUAGCUUGGAGUCCUUCAAUUCAAAAAUAUCUGGUGGAAAGUGAAAAGGAGAUCAAUAGCGAGAGUAGAAGAAAUGAUGGUCCAUGUGCAUCAAGCAGUAGUAUACAAUUUGAAGAUAGUCCAUAUUCAUUAGGUCAAACAAUAAAUCAAAACACAUUAGAAAACACAACAUGGAAAUUAACUGCACUAAUGUCACUAGUAAAACUGCUAUCAACUUUUGGAUUUUCUUUGCUGAUAUUGUUUGUAAGCGACAUGUCACCUUUUCCUGAAAAUUUUGAAAAAGUCGAUGUUGACACUUAUAAGAAUGCAUGGAUAACGUUGUUUGAGUGCAGUCGAGAGCAAUUAUUCUAUUUCUACACACACAUAACAUCAGGUUUUGUCGGAAAGUAUCGCUUAUUAUAUUUCUUAACAAAAUCAUAAAAUUAAGUUCAAGAGUAUAUGAAGUGUUUGUAAAGGUCUUUUUGCUCAUCUACGGAGCUAUUGUAUUUAAUUCUUCCUCUUCAAAAUCUCUUUCAAACUUUGAAAUAAAUAGUUUUAUGUGAUAAAAUUGAAUUAUCUCAUGAAAUUAUAAUAUCACGUUUAUUUGUCAUAAUUGUC